AUGAAGAAUGAAAAAGUAAAUAAAAAAGAACAUUCUACUAUAUUUUAUUAUGAAAUUUACAAAAAGUUAUCCAUUUAUUAUGAAUUUGCAAUUAAUGAAAAUGAAAGAAAAAACAGGAAAUUUUUAAAGAAAAAGAAGACUAUUACUGAAUUAAAAAAUGUACAAGAUGAAUUAAUACAAUUUUUUGAUUCUAAUACUGAAAUUCUUUCAGAUCCUUUUUACUUUUUAAAAUAUGAAGAAGAAGAUGUAAAUAAAGACGAUUUAAAAAAUUACAUAGUGACUAGUUAUCCGAAUAUGCUAAAUUUAUUAGAGGAUAUUAUUAAAUGUUCUAUUAUUUUAAAUAGAAGUGCUUAUUACGUUUGCGAAUUGUUUAAUGAUGUUUAUUUAAAAAUUGAAAAAAAUAAUAUAGUAAAUGAAAUAACAAAAUCAGUAUUUAUAUGUGAAGUAUUUAAAGAAUGCAUAGAAAAGGAAAACUUAAUUGUUAUGAUUUUUUUAGAAAUUUUGAGUUAUUUAAACAAAAAUGAGAAAAUUGGUGUUUCUCCAAAAAGCGAAGAAAAAUCAACUAAAUACGAAAAUUUGAGUGAAAAAGAAGAAAAUUUUACUGAUAAUGAAUUAAAAAAAAAUGAAGAGAUAAAAACAUCAAGUAUUCAAAGCUCAGCAUCAAAUAAUUCUAUUGGUAGUUUAAAUAAUUCAAAAACUGUAUCAGAAAAUAAUAUUAAUAAUAGAAUAAAUUCAGAUCGAUUUUCUUUGUAUGUACUAAUUUUGCUUACAGAAAAUGACUUUAUAGAAAAUAUAUUUUGUGAAAUAGAAAAAAUAAUAAAAUUCUUAAUUAAAUAUGAUGAUAUUUGUGAUAAAAUCGAAUAUGUAUUUAAUUAUAAAACCCACAAAAUUAAUAUUCUCUUUAACUUAAUUGAUAUUUUAUUUUUAUAUUAUUCAAAGUUUCAAGCUAGUGUAAGUAUAAUAUCACGAAUAUUCAAAUUAUUAAACCAUUUAGUUUCCUCAAAAUAUUUUGAUUUUAUUUCAACUGACCAUUAUGUAAAAGAACUAGAUAAUAUGUUGUUUUCAUAUAAAAAAAAAAAAAAGUUUUUUUUUAAAUAUUUAAAGAAUAUAAGAAAUAAUAAAAUAAUUUCCCAAAUUGAUGAUUAUUAUAAACUAGAUAUCAAUGUAUCAGACUCUUCUUUGAAUAAAAUAGAUGAAUUAACUGAUUCAAACAUUUACAAUCAAAAUAAUCAAGAUUCUUUAAAUCAAAUAAAUAAAAAUAAAUUAAAUGAUUUUGUUAGUACACAUAAUACAUCUCAGCAUAAUACAGCAACAAUCAGUAAUAUAUUAUUAAAUAAUCAACAAAAUUUAUUGCCAAAUAACAAUAUUAUAAAUAAUUCAUCAAGUUUACUAACAAGUAAUCCAUCAAAUUUAUUAACAAAUAAUACAUCAAAUUUAUUAACAAGUAAUCCCUCUAACUUAUUAACAAAUAAUUCAUCUAAUUUAUUAACAAAUAAUCCAUCUAAUUUAUUAACAAAUAAUCCAUCUAAUUUAUUAACAAAUAAUCCAUCUAAUUUAUUAACAAAUAAUUCAUCAAGUUUACUAACAAGUAAUCCAUCUAAUUUAUUAACAAAUAAUCCAUCUAAUUUAUUAACAAAUAACUCAUCAAAUUUAUUAAUGAAUAAUCCAUCAAAUUUAUUAACAAAUAGCUCAUCAAAUUUAUUAAUGAAUAAUCCAUCAAAUUUAUUAACAAAUAGCUCAUCAAAUUUAUUAUCAAACAAUAGCAACUUACUUUCAAACUUGGGAAAUACUCAAAAUGUUGCAAAUUUAAAUGUAAGUACUAAUAAAAAUAAUUUAUUUCAGAAUAGUAUUCUUCCAAAUAGUUCAACUGAAAAUAAUACAUAUAUACAAAAUAAAAUUUUUAAUAAUAAAGAAAAAAAUGUAUUAACACAAAAUAAAAAUUUUAAUACAACUCUAUCAAAUAUUUUAAAUAAUGAAGAGGAAAAAAGAAGAAAUAAUAUAAAUGAUUUAACAAUUUUUGAUAUAAAUGAAAAUCUAAAGGAUAAAAAAUGGAAACUAUAUGAGCAGUUCAAUACAAUAGAAAACAGUUAUUUACAUAAAUGCUUAGAUUGUUGUGGGUAUUGGUAUAAUUGCAACUGUAGCAUAAGUGAUUUUGAGAAAUGUAGCUUGACAUUGUCAACUCAAAUAAGUUUAUUAUUAAUAUUAUGUUUACAUCCAAAUAUUGAAAAAUACAUAUAUGAAAAGAAAAAAAAUAUAAAUGUUGAUAAUACCUCUACUAAUAAGGAAGAUAUGAAUUAUUUAAUAGAACUUAAAAAAAAGAAAAUAAAUUUUGACAAUUUUUACAUGCCAGAUAUAUGGAAAUAUAAUUGUAUGAGCUCUCAAAAAGAUUAUAAAAAUUUAAUGAACAUAAAAAAUACAUAUUCUAUUAGUACUUUAUAUAUAAAUGAAAAUAUAUCGUAUUAUUAUUUAUUAUUUACAAAGAUUAAUGAGAAAAAUAAAAAAAAGAAAAAUUGUAAAACAGAAAAAAAUGAAGAAUUUUGGAAUAUUAACAACAACAGUGAUAAUGAUGAUGUAUUAGAUUCAAACAUUAUCAUUUUGAAAUUUGUUAUAAGUUUAUUUAUAAAAAAUAAAGAAGAAAUAUUUUCUUCAAUUUUUGAGGAUAAUUUUUUUAAAGUUUCUUAUAAUACAAUUUUAAAAAAAAUAUCCAGUGCUACAUUAAUAGGUAGUUUAAUUUUUCAUUUGUUUCAUAUAAUUUUUUCUUUUUCAUUUAUUAAAAAUUCCAGAACCACUGAUCUCUGGAAUACUUUCAUUGAUUAUCAUAUAACGAAAGAUUUUCAUAUAAAAAAAAAGAAAAAAAAUGAAAUUAUAAAUAAAAAUAUAAAUUUUUAUAGUAAAUAUAACAGUGAAAAAAAUAAUACAAAUGAAAUUAAUACUUCCAAUAAUAUCAUCUAUAUUUAUAAAAAAAAAGGAGAAUAUAUAAUAGAUGUAUUAAAUUAUUUAAAAAUUAUAUGCAAUAAUUAUCCUCGCUUAAUUACAAAAUAUGUAUGUAUUUUAAAAAAUAUUAUUAAUAGAUAUCAUUCGAGAAUCAUGGAAUUUUCAGAAAUAGAUGAAACGAUAUAUCAUCAUAGUCAAGAACAAGUGAAUGAAUUAGAUAAUUCAACAAAUGAUUAUGAAAAAUUAUAUUCAAUAAAGGAAAAUAAAUAUUCUAGCAUAAAUGAAGAAAGAAGAAUGGUGUUAAUGAAGUUUAGAAGUUUAAAGAUAGUAGCAGAAGAAAAAAUGAAAAUUUGCUUAGAUUUUUAUUCAGAUAUUUUUGUACAUGUCUUAGAUUUUGCAGCUGUUUUAUGUAACAAUAUAUAUGAUUUGAAAAUUAUUGAAAAUGUUGUUUUAUGUUUUAAAACUCCCUUAACUGCUAAUUUAAAUAUUUUUAAUUUAACCAAAAAAUUAUUUAACCAAUUUGUUUGUGCAUUAAACGGAAAAUUUGGUGAAUUUUCAAAAAUUACUAAUAAACAGUAUAUGUAUGAAAAAAGAAAAAAUAACGAAAAAGCACAAAUUAAUUUAUUAGAUAAAAGAAGUAAUAACAAAUUAGAUAAAGAAUUAUAUAAAAAUAUGCUAAAUAAAGUUAAUGUAAGCUUACCAAUAGAAGAUUCAAAAGAAUUAAGCAUAAAAAAUGACUCUGAUGAUAACUCUACCUAUUUUACUUAUCUCUACUAUUUUAAAAUUAAUUUAUUAGAAAAACUAUUUGAACAAAAUAAUUUUCUUAAAGACAUUUUAAAAAGUAAUAAUAUAUUAGAUUAUCUAUUGAAUAAUAAUAUAUACUUAAAUAAAUUAAUAAAAGAAAAUACAUUAAUUGAAAAGCAUUUACAAGAAAAAAAUGUUUUUAAAUCUUAUCCUCAAAAUUAUGAGUCUCAAAAAAAUUUAUUUGUAGAUAAAGAAUAUACUAAUUAUGCUAAAGAGGCUAACAAAAUUUUACAAGAUAUAGAACAAAGCAAUGCAAAAUUAAAAUCAUUUAUAAAUUUUAAAUCAUCUAAUUCUCUUCAACCGAGUAUUAUGAACGAUGGACAUAAUAUAAAUCAGUUGAAUUUAUUACAACAAAAUGUAAAUCAAUCAAACUUAGCUCAGUCAAACUUAAAUAAUGGACUAAAGACAUUUUUAAAUUCAUCAAAUGAUCAAAAUAUAUUAACCAGAAAUAUUUUAAAUAGUAAUGUAGCUCAACAUAUAGCAACGGAUAAUGGCUCUGAUUUAAAUAUAAUGGAUGAAAAAUUACUUGAAAAAAUAUUAAAUGAAGAAAAUUGCAUAAAUUAUUUAUUAAUAGAAAAUAAAUUAACAGAAAAUUUGCUUAGAGAAAAUAAUUUUUUGAAAUGUGAAUUUAAUAAAUAUAAUAUUGUAGACUUAUUCUAUAAAAAUAAAAUUGGUGAAGCUCUCCUUGAUCAUUUAAAAACUAUUAUGCUGAAUGAAUAUAAUGUAAAUGAAAUAUUGUCAUAUGAAAGCAAAUUUAGAAAUUUAACAAGAAGAAAUCAUGAUGGUUCUUAUAACAACAAAGAAGCAAUUAAAAUAUUUUUUGAUGAAAAUAAAGAUUCUAUUGACUUUUUUAAAGAGAAAAAGUAUGAAGUGCCUAUAUUUAAAGAUGAUGAUUCUAGUACUAUUAAUGAAAGUUUAAUGAACAGAGCAAAAAUUAUUUUAAAAACAGAACUGGAAUGUGAAAAAAAAAAUAAUAUUGAUACUAGAUAUCUAUUAAAAAAUAUAUUUGAAAAAAAUUUUUAUCCAUAUAAUUGUCUAAAAAUGCUGGAAAAGUGCCUCUUAUUUCUGUCUUCUGUUAAUAACAAUAAGUUAUGUUACUACUUACCUAUUAAUAAAAAUUUACUAAUUGAUUAUAUUUUAUUAGAGCAGUAUGAAGGCAAUCAAUCUUCUUUGAAAGUAGACAAUUUCAAAAUAGAUUUAAAAGAUAACAAAAAAUAUAAACUAGAGGAAGAAAAUAAAUUAUUUAAAAUAAAAAAUAGCAAAUAUAAUAAUUUACUUUCGUUAAUAGAUACUCAAAAGAUAACUAAUACAACUAAUUUUAAAAAUGUUUUUAUUCAUAACUUAAAUAUGUCUAAUACAGUUACAGAAGAAAAAAAUAAAAAUAUAAAACAUUAUAAAACGGUGCAUUUACUUGAUAUGUUAUAUGAAAUAAUAAAAACAAAAUAUAAUUCAUCUAUUGAUAUAAUUAAUUUAAAAUGUUUAUGUAUUGAAAUCUUAUGUUCAAGUUUUGUUAAAAAUUCUUCUUCGGCUUUAUCUGUAUUAUGUACUUUAACUCAAAUAUUUCCUGAUAUCUAUUUAGAAGUUAUGAAAAAGUAUACUGAAGAAAAUGAGCAUACAAAAAAAAAUCUAGAAAAUAUUGAUAGACAGUUAUCGAUUGGGCAAAUUAAGUAUGAUAAAUUAGAAGAAUUAUCUAAUAAUUUUUAUCUUCCCUAUUUCAAUUUAAAAAUUAUUAUUACAUUUAUGAAAUGUAUUAACUUUUUGCUAUAUAUGAUAGGAAUAAAAAGAAAGUUCAAUUUAUCAUUAAGUAAGGUAUGGCAUUUUUUUAAUAACAUUGAUAAAAUAGAAGAAAUAGAUAAAAAAAUAAGAAAAAAAAAGUUAUCUGAAGAGGAAUAUGAAGAAAAAUUAGAAAAUAAUAGAAUAAACGGAAAAGAAUUUUAUAAUGAUGAAGAUAUAAAAAAAAGAAAUAAUAUUAAUAAUAAGAAGCAACCCAACAAAUUUAAUAAUUAUAUUUUUUUUGAUAUUUUUUAUAAUUUUGAUUUAUUUUUUGAAGAACUCGAAAAAGAAGAAGAAGAAGAAAAUUUACCGUCGGAUAUAAAUAUGAAUGAUACCAAAGAUGAUAUAUACGAAAAUUGUUUAAAAAAAAAAUUAAUGAUAACAGAUGAAGAAAAAAAUGUGUGUAAACACUUAAUAUUACUAACAAAUUAUAUAGUUCAAAAUAUAUUUUAUAACUUAAUAAAUAACUUUAUUUUAAGAAAAAUAAGAGAUAAAAAAUAUGAAAAAGAAGAUAUAUUAGAGGAAGAUGUCAAACUGGAAAUUUUUAUGAACAAGCAAGAAAAUUCAAUUUUUAAAAGAAGGUACAAUUAUUACAUUAACAAAUCAAAAAACCUAGAAUAUCAAAUAAUGAAUAUGCAAAAUGAAAUCAAUUUAAAUAACACUUACAUUUUGCAGAUAGAACAAAUAUUAAGGCAAAACAAUAUUGCUUUUGAACCAUAUAUAUUAUCUCAAAAAAUAUUUGAUAAAUCUUUUUCUGAUAUUACUAAUUUACCUAAUACCCUUGAUACACGCAUUGGUAAUACAAAUGAUUUAUUAACACAAUCAUUAAAUCAAUCACAUAUUAGUAAUAAACCAGCAGGCUUAUUAUCUUCCUCCAACUUAUUUAAUAGAAAUACAACACCAUUCAGUGAAAAAAGUCCAUUAAAUGGUCAUGCUUCUAGUAAUUUAACAAAUACAUCUUUUUCUUUCUUUAAAUCAAACGACAAAUUAAGUAAUACAUCAAAUUUAUUCAUGAAUAAAACAAGUCAAAGUAGUACCUUAUUUGGAACACAAAAUAAUUUAUUAAAUACUACAAGUAAUUUAUUUGGUACACAAAAUAAUUCCCUAUCAUUAUCAAAUGCUUCUCCUUCUGUUGAAAAUGCUAGAACAAAUUACGAACCGUCGACAAGGUUACACUCACUUUCACAGGCAACAAAUGUCACUUCUAUUUUACCAAAUUCUUCUUUUAAUAAAACAUCAAACACGUUAUUUAAUACUUCAACAAAUAAUUCAUUAAUGGAUAGCACUAAUAAGCAAACAACUGGUUCAAAUAUAUUUACAACAAAUCCACUAAUUGCAAAUACAGGCAAUUCAUCUAGUUUAUUUACUUCCAUGCAAAAUCAGAAUAAUAGCGGUACAUUAGGUUUUAAUUUAAAUCAACCUUCUUCGUCUUCUUUUAUGAAUAAUAACUCUUUAUUAAAUAAUUCAAAUAAAUCAUUAUUUGGAAAUACAUCAACUUCAAACACAUUAUUACCUAGUAGUAUAAAUACAUCAUUAGGUAGCACAACAAAUACUUUAUUUGGAACGUCUAAUUAUUCUCAAAAUAAUCAGUCAAAUUUUAAUAGUAUUUUUAAUCAAACAAACUCUUCAAAUACAACUGGAUUAAAUAAUUCAAGAUCUUUAUUUAAUAAUAAUUCAUCAACAAAUAUAUCAUGUGGGAACAAUAAUCUAGGUUCUAACUCGUUUAAUACAGCAAGUAAUAAUCAACAGAAUAUAUUUGGUAACAAUAUUUCUAAUAGUAAUCAACAAAUUUUAAAUACACCAGGUUUUGGUAGUUCAUCCAGUAAUUUGAGCAAACCAAAUUUAUUUUCUCCAAUAAAUCAAAAUAAUAUUUUUAAUAAUUCCUUGUUUUCAACAAACAGUUCGAAUUCUCUUUUUAACUCAAAUAGAACAGAUAAUAAUUUAUCAUCUAGUAAUUUUUUAAGUAAUAUUAAUUCAAAUAAAGCACUAACUCAAAAUACCUCUCUUAAUAUUAAUAACCCAUUAUCAUCAAUGGCAUAUGACAAAACUUCAAGUAACAUGGGAAAUCAAUCUCUAAAUUUAUUUAACAGAAAUGUACUAGAUACUAAUACAAUUUUCCAAAAUCAGCAAAACACCAAUGCUCUCCAAUCAAAAUCAUUAUUUUCAUUUUCUGAUAAAACGGCAACAACACCAGGAAUAGGAACUGGGACGGGAACAGCAUCAAACCUGUUUAGUAAUUUAGGAAAUAAUUCAUCUUUGUUUAAUUCAUCAUCUUCUAAUUUACAAAAUAAAAAUCUAUUUAAUAACCAAACGGGAGUACAAAAUGCAUCAUCUUUAAAUAGUGGUAGUAAUAUUUUUUCUAAUUUAACUAAUAAAAAUUUUACUAGUACAGCAAAUCAGUCACUUUUUAAUAGUCAAGAUACUUCUAAAACAAAUUUAUUUUCCAAUAAUAAUUUAUCCUUGUUUUCUAAUUUAAAUCAAACUAAUAAUAUUUUUAACACGAAUAAUAAUUUAUUAUCAUCUUCAUCAAAUAAUAUUAAUCCAAAUUUUAUGAAUAAUUCGUUUCCUUUUAAUUUAGAUCAACUUAAAGUUUACUACGAAGAUUUAAAAAUGAAAACUAAUUUAUUGAAUACAGAAGUUUAUAAAUACAAAAUAGAAUUGAAAAAAAAUGAAUAUAAUUUAAAUAAAGAAAAAAAAAUUCAAAUAAUUAAAGAAAAUAAAUUAAGAGAAUCAAAAAGUAAAUCAGAUAUAAAUUUUAAAGAUAAUGAAAUGUUCAUUUUAAUUGUUUUAGUUUUCAUGUAUUUUAAAUUAAUUUUAAAUGGGCCAUUACCAUCUAAUGAAAAAAAUAAAAAGAUAAAUCGAGUAAUGAACGAAAGAUUUGAUUAUUUAUGUGAUUUUAGGCCAACUAUGUAUCUAUUUGAGCAAAUAUUAGGAGAAUCAAAUAAAUUCAUGAAUACAUUUUUAAAUAUUAUAUUUUUGGAUAAUAUUUUACAUGAAGAAAAUAAAGAUAUUGAAGAAAUUAUUUUAAAAUGUAAAAAUUAUUCUGAUUAUAUAAGUAUUUAUAAUCAAAAAAAAAGCCUAUAUUUAAAGAAACACUUAAACGAUCCAAAUAUGUCUUUAAAUAAUAGUAAUGGUAAUAGCAAUAUAUCAAAAGAGGAAACAAGUGAGUAUAAUAUUUUCAAUACUGUGACAUGUGAAGUUUAUUUUGAAAAAAAAAUGCAAUAUCUUACAUGCUCUUAUUCCAAAGAAUAUUAUAAUUCGUUGUUUCUUCAUAAAAUUAAAUCAUUGGGUUUUGAUAUUUUAAAAAUAUUAUUUGAAAGAGAUGUUUUAUUUAUACAUAUGUAUAAUUUAUGGAAAAAUGAAAAAUUGUUACAAAAAAAAAUAGAAAAAUUUCAAUUUGAUGUAAAUCUUGACAAUACAACCAAUGAAAAGCAAUCAGUUGUAGAAAAAGAAAUAAAUAUGACAGAAUCGUUAUGCUCACCUAUAUGUGUUCAUAACUUUUUAUUUAAAAAUAUUAACAUAAAUUCGAGAACAACUUAUUUAAUAUUAUUAUUAAAAAAUUUCUUCAGAACAAGUGAAAUGAACAAAGUUAUAAUAUAUUUUAUUUUGCAAAUUUUUAUUAGAGACUCGAAAACCACUAUAAAUGUGUUAAAAAGAGAUAAUGAAUCAUUUAAUUUCCUAAAGUAUGCUUUAAGAAAUAUUUUUAUUUAUAACUUGAAUAAACAAAAAUUUAGCAAUUGCUACAUUAUUUCUAACAGAACUAUAAAAAUGCAAAAUAUACUUAACAAUUUCAUUGAUUUGCCAUUAUUAUAUUUGUUAAAAAAUUCUAAUAGACAGAAAAAAUAUUAUUUAGUUAAAAUGAAGAAAAGUUUAAAUAAUCAAAAUUCAUCAAAUAAAGAGGUUUUGAAUACUCACAAUUGGAUAUCUUACAUAAAUGAGCAGAAAGAAGAAGAAUGUGAAGAGGAAAAAGAACAAAUAGAAGAUGAAAAUGAAGAAAAUAAAAAAAAUAAAGGGAAAUAUAAGAAUACACAAAAUGAUUGCGAUAAAAACCAAAAUAGAAGUACUGUUACUAAUUUUGUCGGUUAUGAAAAAGAGAAAGAUUAUUUUCUUAGUAAGAAAACAUUUAACCAUGAUGAACGCUACGUUAAUAAUAAAAUAUACCUAGAUAAUUCUGGUGAAUUUAUUAAUUAUAAAAGUUAUGAUGAAGACGAAAACAAUGAUUAUGAUGAAGAAGGUUAUUGUUUCGACGAAUAUGCCUAUGAAGAUGAAAAUGAUGACUAUUAUGAUAAUGAUAAUUAUAGUAAUGAUGAAUAUGGUGAUGAUGAUGAUGAUGAUGAUGAUGAUGAUGAUGAUGAUGAUGAUGAUGAUAAUGAUAAUGAUCAUGAACAAGAAUAUUCAAUUGAUUCUGCUAAUAAAAAUAUAAAUGAAAGAAAAAAGAAGUUAUUAAAAAAAAAAAUACUAAACUUAAACAAUGAUUUAUAUGAAAAGAUAAAUUAUUUAAAAAAAAAUGAAAACAAUGACAAUUAUAAAAUGGAUGGCACUUUCAUUUCUAAAUAUAAAAAUUUUAAACUGAAAAAAAAAAAUCAAUCCAAAUAUAUAUAUGAUUACUUAUCUGAUAACGAUUUAAUAGAUACGAUAAAAAGUAAAAAAAUUUGUGUAUUUUAUGACGACAAAGAAAAAGAAGAAGAAAAUGAUUCUUUUUCGUUUUAUAAUUUAAUUUCUGAAAAUUAUAAUGAUUAUUAUUCCAAAAUGGAUUAUUACAAAGAAAUUAAGUCGAUUGACUAUAAUAUAAUUGGAUAUUGUAGUUCGUAUAAUUUUCUUCCGAUUAAUAACUUUUACACAGAAAAAUAUGAUUUUAUUGAAAAUGAAUUAGUAUAUAUGAGCGACUUAAAAUUAUAUUUUUAUGUGAAAUCAUUUAAAAGACAUACAUAUUUUACAAAAUUAUUAAACAUUGAAAAUGUUGAGAAAAAUAAUGAAAAUUAUAAUAAUAUAUCUACUUUUAUUGAAGAAGGAAAUUGUAGUAACAAUAUACGGGAUAAUGAAUUAAAAAAAAAAGGAAGGAUUGAAAAUUAUCAUGAUGCAAAGGAAAAUUUUAAUCAAAUAAAUCAAGAAAAUGAAGAAAAAGAAAAAGAAAUAAAAAGAAAUAAUAUAAAAACUGAUAAAGCUGUAAACUCAAGUACUGUAAUUUCUUAUUUAAAAAAUAAAAAUAAUAAUAAAAUAAAUUUAGUUAAUGAUUUAGAAAAGAUUGUUGAUAAUGAAGUAAAACAUUAUGAUGUAUUUAAUAAAUUAAACAAGUUAAAUGAACAUAUAUUAUUCCCAAAUAUUCUUCAAGAAAAUAAAGAUAAAAUAAAAUAUAUAGAAUACAUUAAAAAAAUUGUAGAAAAAGAUAAAAUAGAAGACAAAAAGUAUAAGGAAAAUGUAUUGCUGCCUUUAAAUGAUUUAGUACAAACAAAAAAAAAAGAAACAGAAAAAAAAUUAAAUAAUGAAUUAAGGAAAAAAAAUAUUUUUAUGAAUAAUGAAUUAUGUGAAUGGAUAGAAUUAAGCCAUUUAUUAAAUGUUGAUAUAGACUACAACGAUUUAAGAAAUGUAAAUAAAAAAAGAAUUAUUAAUAAUUAUAGUAAAAUUCCAAUUACCAAAUUAAUUUUAUAUUUUUACGAAAUUAUAACUAGAAAAUUUCUAUUUUUGAAUAAUUCAGAUUCUCUAAUAGAAAAUUGUGUUUUAUCAUUAUUAGGUAUAUCUUUUAUUCCAUCUAAGCAUAUUGAUAAAAAAAAUAUUAUUACAAAUAUUGAUGAGGGCUUAGAAUUAGAAGAACAAUGCUUUUUGAAUUGUAUGAUUAAGAACAUUAUUAUCAAAUUUUCCAAUUUUGAAAAUAUAUCAGAGCUCAUUCACAUUGAUUAUAAUAAUAAUGAAGAAAAUAAAAAUAAAGAAAAUAAUGUAUCAUUAAAUGCGAAUUCAAAAUCUCUCUCUAAAAAAAAUAAAGAUUAUUAUAAAAAGAAUAUUUGCUUAAAUAAUAUUAAUAAUUUAAGACAAUAUAACAUAUUUGAAAAAAAUUCUUAUUUUAUAAAAAGUCUCAAUAUUGUAUACAUGAUUUCAAAAAAUAAAAAAGUGAAAGAUUAUAUAAUUAGUUUAAUAAAUAUCAUGUGGGAAAAUAAAUUUAAUGUUUUUUAUUACAUAACUCAAAAUAUAAAUAUUGAAAAAUUAAAAGAUACUGAAAAAAUUUUAUUUUUUAAAGUAUCUUUUCAUAUGCUAAAUCUAUUCAUACCUAUUAUAGACAAUAUUUUAAAUAAUAUUGAUAAGCAUGUUGAUUAUUUUAUUAACUUAAAUUUUAUUAAUGAUGAAUUAGAAAAUAACAAAUUACCAAAUGAGAAGAAACAUAAUUUCAGUAAUGAGCUAAUCAAUAAAGAUAAUUUCAAUGAAAAAAAAAAUAUCUUUGAAUUUUUAAAUGCUAUUUUUAACUAUGAUAAUAUACAGAAUUUUAUAACACAUUACAUUAAUAUUAUAAAAAAUUAUAAUGAUAAUUAUUUAAAGCAUUAUAUAUAUCAUUAUUAUCUUUUUAAUUAUGAUUUUAAUUUUCAAAAUAUUUAUAAUUAUUCCAAUAUUGAAUAUAUUCAUUACAUAAGCAAUGAACAAACUCAAGAUAAUAUCCGAGUAUUAUAUACAAGUAUAAUUAAUACUAACGUUAAUUUUUGUGAUAUUUCAAAAAAUAAUCUUAUUAACAAUAAAUAUAUAUUCAAACACCACAUUAAUCCAAAUUCUAUACACUAUAAAUCAACAGAAGAAAAAGAACAAGUUUUAUUUAACAAUAAUAAUAGAAAGUUCCACAAUGCAUCCGAUAAAAAUUUUAACUUUGAACAACUAAAUGAAAUUAUAAGUAAUAAAACAGAUUUGCAUAAUUUUCUUAAUAAAUAUUAUCUAAAUAAAAAUUGCAUAAAUAAUAAUAAUAGUAAUGAAAGCAAUAACAAAAAUAAAAAGAAUCAGAUGAAGUCAAAAUUAAAAGAAUAUUACUAUUUACAAAAAAAUGUGUAUAUAUAUAAUAGCAUAAAUUAUUUAAAUAUUAAUUAUAAAAAUUGGUUACUAGUAUAUAAAGUUUACAUUGAAAAAGUUACCUAUUUAGUAGAUUUGGUAUUAAAGAUAAAAAAUAACACCAUUAAUAAAAAAAUUCAUUAUUUAAAAAACUAUUUUUAUAUUAUCAAUAAUAUUCAAAAAUAUUUAAAAAGUAUUAUAUCAGUAAUUAAAUCGUCAUAUUAUAUCAAUUUUAAUAUACAGAUCACUCCUAUUUUAUUUAUUGUUUAUUUAUUUAUUACAAUUUUUUUCUUUUCUCACAAUAAUAAAUUUGCUUUUAACUAUCUCUCUUAUAUUAAUAAAGGAUUUCAUAAUUUAUUCAAAGAUAAAGAAGUGUUUACCCUAAAAAAUUUUGAGAAUAAUGAUGAUAACGAAAAUAAAGAUGAAAAUGAGAAAGAGAAGAUAGAAGAGAAGGAAAAAGAAAAAGGGGAAGAAAAUGAAAAAGAGAAAGAAAAAAAAAAGGAUGAAAAAGAAAAGAAAAUAGAGGAAAAUGAAGAAGGAAAAAAAGUAAACAAAGAUGAAUAUAAAAUAGAAAAUCUUAAAUUUCAUAAAAAACUGAAAACAUCUACAUUAUUUUCAAAGAAAAUUUUAAAUAAAGAAUUUGAAAGUAAUCUCCUAAGCUUUCCAAAAAAUAAUACAAUUAUAUUAAAUGAAAAUGAUUACAUAAAAGACAAAGUUUUAAUUAAUAAACAACUGAAUGAAUUAGAAAAACAAUCUAACGAAUUUUCUUCUAUGAAUAACUUAUUUGUAAAUAAUAGUAAUAAUAAUAAAAAAUUCAUAAAAAAAAAGGAAAAUGCAUUUAUGGUCAAUACAUAUAAAAAUAUUUAUGAAAUUGAAGAAAUGGAUAACUUAAACAAUAAUGAUAAAAUAUAUUACGAUGUACACAAUGAAUAUUCUAAAUUAAUUUUAAAAAGUAAUGAAUUCUUUGAUGAUUUAUUAGAACUUUUAAUCAUAUUAAUUACUAAAAAGCAUCCUAUAUUAAAUAAAUACACUAUUAUAUAUAUAUAUGAAUGUUUAUAUACUCUUUUAAAUAUAUAUCAUUAUAAUUAUUUAUACAAUGACGAAUAUAACAUUGGUAAUACAAAAAAUAUGUUUUUAUCACUUAUUAAAAGAAUAAAUAAAGAUAUUCUAAAUGAUUUUAUUAGUACAUUAUUUGUUGAUUCUUAUAAAAAUUUCCAUAUAAAUAAGAAUUCCAUUAUUCCCAUUUAUUUCUAUAAUAAUAUAUAUAAAUUUGUUGAUUAUAAUACAGAAAUUUUUAUAUACAGAAAUGAAAAGGAGAAUAUGAAAAAUCCUAAUUUUUUAACUAUUGAAGAUGAACAAAAAAAUCAAAUAAGAAAAAGUUUUAUAGUAGAAAAAGAAAAGAAUUACAGUGAUAAAGAAGAGAAUAAUUUAUUAAAUAAAAAAAAAAGUGAAAAAGAAAAAUAUGAACUAAAGGAAAAAAUAAAAAGUAAUAACAUUGAAGAAGAUGAUGAAGAAGAAAUAGAUGAAUAUAAUAAUACAUUAAUAAAUUUUAAUUUUAAAAGCCAAUUUAAAAAUAAAAUUCACUUAAAUAAUAGAAGCUUAAAUAUAUAUGAAGAAGUAUAUUGUUGUAAUUUCUUAUAUAAUAAAAAUGAUCUAAAUCUGUUAAGUAUUAAUUUAUUGAUAUUUUUAUUAAAUAAAAUUGGAAUUUAUGAAAUUGAUAUAAAAAUUGAUGAAAAUAAUAUAAAAAAUUUAAUAAAAGGAAAUUUAUUCUUAUUUAGUAAAAAUGUUGAUAAACAAAAUGAAAAUAAAAUGUUACAUACAUGUUUUUUAUUAAGCUCACUUUGUGAUACAACAUAUAUUAACGAAUUUGUUACUAAGGAAAAUUUAUUUAGUUUAUUUUUGAGAAGUAAUAUUUUUGAUAAUUUAUAUGAAUAUAAAUUUAAUUAUUUAUCCAAAAAUAUAUCAUUUUUGACCUUUCCAACUAACUUUUUAGAAAAUAAAAAUAUUUAUAUACCGCUUCCAAUGCUAAUUAUUUCAUACAUAACUGUUAUAUUAAAAGUAAUAGACAAAAAAGGAUUAUAUUUAUUUAAGAUUAUAAGCAAAUGGAUAAUUAAAAAUAUAAAUAUAUUUAUAAAUCAUUUAAUAGUUAAUAAUUAUCUUAUGAAAUCAAAUGAAAUAGCUUAUGAAGUAAAUAAUUUCACUACCAAUAAUCAUAACUUGGUUUAUAAAUGCUUGUGUUACUCUUCAACUUGUAAUUUUACCAAACAUAUAAAAAACGAUAAUAUUAAUAAUUAUUUUGAAAGUUAUAACAAAAUGAAAGAAAAUAAAAACAGUUUGUUUGAUAAUUUAAAUAAAGAUAUACAUUCUGAUAAAACAAGUUCAGAAGAAUAUAUAAACCAUGCGAAUAUUAAUUUAGUAAAUCUGGAUAUAAUUUAUUCCAGUACAUACUAUUUACUAAGACUAUACAAGAAUUAUUUAUUAUAUAUUCAUCAGAAUUAUCUAAACUUAAAAAAGAUAAAAAUUAUAGAAAGAAAUAAAAAAAGAAAAAAAAAUUCACGAAACAAUAAGUCAAAAGAGACUACCUUAAUAGAAAAAGAAUCUGUUGAUACUGAUGAGGAUGAAGAAGAAGACGAAGAUGAAGACGAAGAUGCGGAAGAAGAGGAUGAUGAAGAAUACGAAUAUUAUAAUGAUGAUGAAAAUAAAAAAACAAAAAAAGUAGAAGAAGAAGAAAUUGAUACCAUUUUGAAUGAGAAAAAAAUGAAAAAUUGUAAUAAUUAUCAUCAUUUGUAUGAAAAUGGUAAAAUGAUGAAAGAUGAAGAGUUCAUUUUAGAUAAGUCAUUAAAUUUUGAUUUUAAUGAGAUAUCAUUAAAUAUAUGCAAUAUAAUAAAAGAACACACUUAUAUACUACAAUAUAUUAAAGAUUUAUUAAAUAUUUUAUCCAUAUUUGUUAUUUAUGAUAUAAGUUUGAAAGAUGAAAACGAUCUACUUAAUAAAAAUUUAAAUAAUUCUAUGCUUGAAAAAAGAAGAAAAAAUAUAAGAACACACAGAAUUUUACAAAACAUCAUACCUAAAUAUUCAAUAAAAUUCCAUUGUAUUAAUUUAUGUUUAGACAUAAUUGAAUAUGAUAUUGGAUUAUAUGACGAAUACGUACAACAAUCGAAAACCAAAUAUUAUGAAUAUAUAAAAAUAGUCUUAAAAGUUUUUAUGAAUACUUGUUUUUACUUUAUAAACGUUAUAAAAUUUGAAAAUUAUCAUAUGCUUAAAAGUGUUUCAACAGCUAUGAAAAAGCUAACUAAUAUAAUUUACUUUUUGUUAAAUAAUUUAACAAUAAAAGAAAAAUCGAAUGAAGAAGAUUCUGUAUUAUUGAACAAAUUUAUAUAUGAUAAAAGUGGUUUGAAAAAGAAUGCUCAUGAAAUUACUACUGAAUUAUUUAAUUCAGAAUAUAACAUAUUUAAUGAUAAAAAAUAUUCUUCAGAUAACAUUAAAAAGUUUUUAGAAAACAUUGAAAUUGAUAUUCAUGUUUUGAAGAAAAUCUUAACUUGUGUUAUUUAUUUUACUUAUGCUAUGCUAAGUAAUCAAAAAGUUAAUAAAAUUAAUAUAGAAAACAUUAAUUUAAAUCAUAUUAACAAGAUUAAUUUGAAAAAAAUAGCCAAUACCUAUUUAGAAAAUAAUAAUAUUUUAAAAGUUUUUACCUUUAUAUUGCAAAGAUCAACUCAAAUUUAUUACUUGUUGUAUAAUUAUGCAACUCAAACACAUAAGCAAUAA
Messenger RNA from Plasmodium relictum, 16299 nucleotides. Its product is annotated as conserved Plasmodium protein, unknown function. The record is from RefSeq and is a predicted model, not a curated record. The transcript has a single exon. Lineage: Eukaryota; Apicomplexa; Aconoidasida; Haemosporida; Plasmodiidae. Bases 1 to 16299 code for a protein of 5432 amino acids.